Colletotrichum karsti is the source of this 3114-nucleotide messenger RNA. Its product is annotated as ankyrin and het domain-containing protein. Gene Ontology annotation, molecular function: zinc ion binding; DNA-binding transcription factor activity, RNA polymerase II-specific. The record is from RefSeq and is a predicted model, not a curated record. Gene Ontology annotation, biological process: regulation of DNA-templated transcription. The transcript is spliced from 5 exons. NCBI's taxonomy places the organism in Eukaryota, Fungi, Ascomycota, Sordariomycetes, Glomerellales, Glomerellaceae. Bases 1 to 3114 code for a protein of 1037 amino acids.
AUGCUAUUCAUCGACAGCCUCAGCAAUGGCCCUCUACGACAUUUUACGCUCGGGGCAACGCUUGUCCUUGCGGCACCCCUUGUUUGUUACGCGUUCGUCCCCAACGCAUGCCGCGACCUGUUGUCCCGCGUGAAGAGGCUAAUCCGGCGACGUCCCCGAUACGUACAUGCCCGGCUUGAUGAGGGCUAUUUCCGGCAGCUCCAUCUCCUUCCGGGGCGAGAUGGCGAAGAGGUUCGGGUGAAGCUCACCACCGUCUCGAUUGACGACCCGGCGCCGUAUCAUGCCGUGUCGUACGCUUGGGGCGACCUCAGAGACCAUGCCUACAUCACAUGCGACGACGGCGAGAUGCAGAUCACAAGGACUCUCUUCGAGGCACUUAAGCGCUGGCGCCGGCCCGACGAAGAGUUUGUUCUGUGGGCGGACUCCAUCUGCAUUGAUCAACAAAACACCCAGGAGAAGACGCAUCAGAUCGCUCGGAUGACCGAGAUCUACUCCAGGGCUGCUUCUGUUUUGAUCUGGCUGGGAAGCGAUGACAAGGACCUCGAUGGGGUAACGGAACUGGUUGAAGAGGCUCUGGGAUUCAUCCCGGAAGUCGUGGAUGACCCCAAGAAGAACAGGGAGAGCGCAGAGUUGCUUGGCCAACGCAAUACCGAACGCUUUGAUGAGGGAAAGUCGACUACCAAGGGCAUGGACUGGAAGCCUCUUCGGUCGUUGCUGAAUCACAGCUGGUUUGAAAGGAAAUGGGUCUAUCAGGAAGCCGUUCUCAAUGAGAAGACCGUGCUCUACUGCGGCAAGCUGGAAAUGCCGUUUGAGUCUGUGGCAGAGCUUGCGUUGCGUAUGGCGACGUUCGGAAUCCAAGCUUUACCUAACGACGGAUCACUUACCGACAGGACAGUGGCUUUCAUUCCUGGGCGACUCUACAACCUUUCCUUGAUGCGCCUCAGCCACUGGUACCGCGGCAAGAAGCCCGUCACUCUGAUGGAUGGGGUCAAAGCCACCAGAUCAUUCGCCUGCAGCGACCCGCGAGAUCAUAUCCUGGGGAUAUUUGGACAUGCAUCGGACGUCGAAAAGGACAGCAUCAUCUCUCAAGACAACUUGUACGCAUUGUCAGUCCAAGACUGCUACUUACGCUUCGCCAAAUCCCAGCUCCUAGAGAAACGCAACUUGAAUAUCUUAUCGUUGGCGCCACAGAAACUCGUUGCCGACGCCAUGGCACCGUGGUACCUUCGCCCGUACAUUCGAUGGCAGAAACGGCGCUUGCCCGGGUUGCCGUCGUGGGUUCCGGACCUGAGGAACCAAGAAGUCGAUUCCCUGCCGAGCUACAGUGUACGGUAUGGAAAGUUCUCGGCCGGUGGGAUAGCUUUGCCGAACGUUCAGAUCAUCGAUGACAAGGUCCUCAGGUGUACCGGUAUGAUCAUCGACACGGUCAAGGAAGACGGCAUCUUCUGGCCUGAACUGCCGUUCCCGCCGGCGCCCAAGCGAGUACCGCACCCGCUGCAUCUCGUCGACAGCUAUCACUCCAGAAACGCCUGGAGAUCCCUCAACUACUACCGACAAUGCGUGAAACUUGCGUGCGGCUCCGAGAAUAUCAAUGACAUGUCCGCCGAGCGCCUGGAUGCCUUCUGGAAGACGAUGACGUGCGAGAGAAGCCAGCUCAGCGACCGCAUCGACGUCGACAUGUCGGGGCAUGUGAAGACCAUGAUCACCGGCAUGGAGGUCUGGUUGACUUCUGAGGACCCGGAAGAGGCGGAAAUGGCCAGGAUAAGGUUCGUUGUUUCGGGGCAGGCAGUUGAGAUGAGCAUUCUUUCGGCCGCGACUCCGAGAAGACUUUCCUCGACGGCGGAAGGCCGACUUUUGCCACUCAUCAUCAGACCAACAACGAAUGGUUUGUACGAAUUGGUCGGCGAUGCAUAUGUGAGUGGUGUCAUGGAUGGAGAGGCGCUUACAUCUGCCGAGAACGACUUCGCACUCUCGAGCUUCUGGCUGGGUACAGGAUUCCUGCCAACUGAGGCUAUUUUCGUUGCAGAGAUGCCAACCUCUAUCCUGCGCGGUUCUGCCUACUGUCCCGAGACUGUACGCGUACACGCCCAGAGAAACGCGGACAACUCCCGAUGUGACGAGCAACGACCAGCAUGCAAGAAUUGCAUCAAGCAUGGCGUGGCCUGUGGCUUCCUUUCGUCCCCGUCUCGGGAUCCGAUGUUCUCUCUUUCGCAACACGCAGGAGACUUGAACUUUCUCGACCUCGAGCUUUUGCAUCACUACUGCAACUUUACGGCGUACACCCUAUCAGAAAACUCGCUGAUGCGAGAGUUCUGGCGGAUGAAUGUUAUCAAACUAGGGGUCGAGUGCGAUUAUGUGAUGCGUAGCGUCCUCUCUCUCGCAGCACUUCAUCUGGGACAUCUGUGUCCGGAGAGAAAAGACUACCUUCUGCAGAAGUCUAUGGCCCACCACGAGAUGUCUUCCAGAACGGCAGUGGGGUUGAUGCAGGAGGUUCAUGAGAGCAACAAAGCACAGUUGUUCAUCUUCUCCGUGCUGACCAUUUACAUUGUGCUUGCGAAUUCUCAGCAUUUGAGCGAUGCGCCGCUGGCCGGCGUGGAGCAGUCGCCGGACUGGAUUGUGUUGUUCUGCGGGACCCGGUAUCUUGUGGGAGAGCCGAACGACAACCUACUGAUUUCACCUAUUAUCACACGAACGACGAGACACUUCCAGACCCGGGAAAGGCCGUACCACCACACGCACCUCGGGGAUCUUGAGGCGAACAUCAACGCCUCGGAGCGAGACGAUGGGCUUCUUGCCAUCUACAACCAUGCGAUCAACGAGCUUUACAAGUCGUACGGAGUCUUCUACGAGUGCACCGAGCCACAGGACAUUACAGACGUGUUUGUUUGGAUUGCGAUGGUUGCGGAUGAUUUUCUUCCACUGCUACGAGAAUCAAGGCAAAAGGCUUUGGUCAUUUUCUUGUACUUUUGCAUGCUUCUUAAGCAGCUGCCCAGUCAGUGGUGGCUGGACGCUUGGUCGAGUAACCUCUAUGGAAAGACGUAUGGAUUGCUAGACGACGAGCACCGCGCGUGGAUCAGAGAUCCUACAAUGGAAUUCAGCGAUAUGUGUCCGUGA